This is a messenger RNA of Cynoglossus semilaevis (tongue sole), 4522 nucleotides long. It is a transcript of the gene mcamb, whose product is annotated as melanoma cell adhesion molecule b. The record is from RefSeq and is a predicted model, not a curated record. Gene Ontology annotation, biological process: homophilic cell-cell adhesion; negative regulation of peptidyl-tyrosine phosphorylation; regulation of wound healing. Gene Ontology annotation, cellular component: cell-cell contact zone. Gene Ontology annotation, molecular function: vascular endothelial growth factor receptor 2 binding. Lineage: Eukaryota; Metazoa; Chordata; Actinopteri; Pleuronectiformes; Cynoglossidae. The coding region runs from base 486 to 2393 and encodes 635 amino acids. The transcript is spliced from 22 exons.
GACAACGAGGAAAUUCAAGUCCAAAACCAAACACAUCGCGUCCAGGCAUUUUGCAACCGUUGAGAUGACAAAGUUCACCAAACCCAUCGUAACGUUUCUUCAGCUGUUCGACAUCCAGUUUCAGCCAGAGUAAAGGUGAAGCGAAGUUCUGUCAAAAGUGACAAAUACACUCAUCUGAUUGGACAGAAUCGUACACUGAAAUGCAAACCUGUUCAUAACUCAGUACUGCAUUUGGGUCCUGCCUGCUUCCUGCCAUGUUGAUGCCCCCACGUGGCAGGGUAUAUAUCCUGCAAACUCGUGCCCUGACGUCAUCCCUCAAACACUCAGCUGAUCCAUUCUCCACAUGUCCUCCUGUGAAUGGAGGAGGAGGAGGAGGUCUGGUCACCAUACCCUGACUGACUCCCUCCACUCACCCAGCUCACUCACUCACUCACACAUAUCACACAGCACAGAAGCACAGACUGCUGCUGCACCGACCCACAACCAUGGCUCUACGGGACUCUGCCUGUCUGCUCCUGGGACUCCUGCUCCUCUGUCACACCUGGGGAGCCUGGGCCAUUGUGGAGGUGAACAUGGAGGACAGGGUGGAGGUGAUGAGGGGAGAAAACACUCAGAUCACCUGCAUGUUCACAUCAGACGACGGCAUCGGAGGAAUGAUCAUAACGUGGUACUACGUGACACGGUCAGGGGAAAAGCAGGAGAUCUACCAGCAGGACUCCACCAUGAGAGUGGUGAAAAAAGGCACUCAGUUCACAGAACGGAUCAGUGUGAACGGAACCCUAGCCAACGGACAGGUGGUCCUGACCAUCAGUGAUGUGGACAUUUCUGACGAAGUGGAAUUCAUCUGUCUGAUCAGAAGCCUGACCUAUGGCACUGCAGAGGGACGCACGAAACUCAGGGUCUUUGAAAUGCCGGACCUUCCCACUAUCGACGUUGUGCAGAAAGGAAUUUCUGUCUCUGAAGACACUCCAAAGAUUGGAGUCUGUGAAGUCAAAAAUGGUUACCCAAAGCCAAACAUCACCUGGUACAGAAACACCACGCCGCUGCGGAGCUCUGACAGAGUGAAGCCUCAACCCAGUAUUACCACAGAGUCCACUGGUCUGUUCUCAAUCAAAAAUGAGCUGAGUAUGACCCUAACCAAGGAGGACAAAGACGCCACGUUCUACUGUGAAGUCACAUACUUUGUUCCUGGGGGAAUGAGGAUGACGGAGACCAACGCUGUUAACCUCACUGUGCUCUACCCUUCCACUUCCGUGAGUUUGUGGGUGGAGUCACCAAAAGGCAUGAUCAAAGAAGGGGACACAGUGGAGCUUCGGUGCCAAGGCGAUGGGAAUAGUGCCGUCUCCUUCACAAUCUUGCACGAUCCCACUGGUCUCCAGGUAGAUACCAAUUCUUUAGUGCUUCAUAAUGUGACCGAGAAAAACAGUGGAGAUUACAGAUGCGUCUCUCUGGACAUGGAGACCUUUGAGGAGAUCUCAGGAAAUACAACACUGUUUGUCAACUUCCUGAAGCAGGCUGUGGUAUAUCCUAAGAAUGACGUGGAGAUGGAACUAGACGAUUUUCUAACCGCCAUCUGCAGAGCUCCCUCCUCUCUUCCCACACAAACAGUCUGGUUAAAGGAUGGCGAGCAGAUUUCCACCGGUCACAUUUUGUCCCUGACGAACGUCACCUUCGACUCAGCAGGGACGUACAUCUGUGUGGUGACAGUUCUGGAGAUUGAAGGGAUGGAAACUACUGGAGAACUUGUGGUCCUGGUCUUAGGCGCACCAGAAGUCAUCGUGCCAGAAAACGUUGAACUAGAGGCGACUUAUGACACGAUGGUUGACCUGACCUGUCUCGUCAAAGGAUAUCCUCUUCCUACCAUCACCUGGGUGACCUCUGAUGGAGAGGUCUUGAAGGAAACGGUGACCUCCAACAUCACUGCUUAUUGCAUCGCCUCCAACUCCUAUGGCAAUGAUUCUCAGUCUUUCAGCAUCAAAGGCACUUCACACACCACACAGAUCCCCACCAUUUCUAGUACUUCUAGUACUAGUAUUUCCUCAUCCACAGCUUCACACACCACACAGAGCCCCACCACUUCUAGUACUAGGACUAGUAUUUCCUCAUCCACAGUCAAGGCAAAAACAGCUAUUCCACCAAAGAAAAUCAAGAAAGAGGGCAGCGGUGUUAUCAUUGCGGUCAUCAUUAUCUGCAUCCUGCUGCUGGCCAUCCUGGGCAGUGUGCUGUAUUUUAUGUACAAGAAGGGAAAGAUAUGCGGCCGAUCUGGAAAACAGGACCUAACUAAGGAAAAGUCCAGCAAAGACAACAUCGUGGUGGAGAUGAAAAGUGAUAACACGGAGGAGGCCAUUCUGCUGGGGGUGAACGGAGACAAACCGCCCCCCAACGAGCAGUGAGGUCCUUGUUAGUACCUGGAUGUGCAGAAGUGAGGAGGUGUCUCCAGAAACACCGCCUGCUGCUCCCGUUCCUGCCUCUCAGGCUCAAACCUGCCGAUGCCUCCACGCUUCCACCAGAGCCACGUCACUGAAAUUAGCACAGCAACGUGUCACCUGAUCUAAUCCAAUUGAACAACUGAAACUGCAGGUAUUCCCAGUUUUCCACAAGCAUCUGCUCAUCGUUUUCUGCUUCACUUCUCUCAAGCUUCCACCACACAACCCUGCUAGCGAACCAAAGAGCGAGCGUUAACUGUGGCUCUGACCUGUCGGAGCCUCUUUUCACUGCUGAUCAUGUGUAGAACAAACUUCACAACUCAAUGUUGACCAGGGACUUUUUUGUUUUUUUUUUAAUAUCUGGCUGAGCGUCCACUCAGGCUAGGGCUACCACUGAUGAGCAUCAUCAAACUGCUCCAUAUGGAAGUGUACAUAUUAUAAUCUGUGUAUAUAUUUCUUUAUUUAAAAUAACAGAAAAAAAACAGAAAAAUAAUCAAAAUAAAUAAAUGAUCAGCAAGCGGCAAUUUUUUGGGGGCAGAUUUUAGCUAGUUUAAUUUUCUUUGUCUUUUUAUAUGAAGUCUCCACACUGAAGUUGAAGCCAGUUCCUGCUUUUACCAAACUACCCUGCCUUUCUCGUCUUUAGCGUUUUUUUUGUUUGUCUGUUUUUAGGUUAUUUAAUCCAUUUUCCUUUCCUAUUUGUUUCACCCAACACUGUCUGCGUUUGUGUUUAUUCCUGACAAACAUAGUACAUAGUACCAGUGAAGUGAAACAUUUCUUCUAGAUUUGAAUAUUAGGGCUGUCAAAUUGUGUCAAAGUGUUAACUAUCAGAGUGUUAAUUGAUUUGUGAUGAUUCGACAGAUUCAAAGUUCUAAAUAAUGUUGUACUCACGAGCAAAAUGGCACAUGCUGUAUAGCCAAUAAUGUCACAGCCCACUCAUUCAUAAAUGCAUGAUGUCAUUUGUACAGCUUAUGGGAAGGUGUUUGUUUUACUGACGCACCUAGAGGUUAGAAUACCAUCUCAGCUCCGUCAAGAUGGACAGUAAUGACUGAAACCCAACUCUAUCAAGCUUAUAAAGUUUUGAUUUUUUUAAUGUAAAUUUUCCUUGACAUAGACAUCAAUUUGAUUAGUGGCUUAUUUUGGUUUAUUAUUAGUUAAUCCUAAUCCUUUACGAUUCAUCACAGUUAAUUAGGAUCACGAUGUGUUAUGUAUCGGACUGAAAUCUUUAGCCAUAUGACAGCCCUAGUUUAGAUGUAGAUUUCUGCUUUAAUUGUGUUUUUCUUUUCUUUUUUUCUCACAGUCUAGUUUUGAUAUUCUAUGAGUGUUUUUCAGCUUGACCUACAGUCAGUUGAAAUGACAGUUGCAGAUGACUUAUAAAAUGACAUCUUCCUUUAAAUCACCACCUUUAGUUCAAGUAUUUUAACUGUAAAGUGCACUGACUUUUCAUUCUUCUUAUCCAACAGGCAAACAAUGUUUUCUUUCUUUAAUUUGAAACAGUGGGUCAGGUUUAAUGUGACUGUCUGUGAAUGAGGAGUUUUAAAUGUAGACAUUUUCCUUGAAGUAGUUUAUUUUUAAGAGAACGACGGGAGAACAGAUGUCAGUUGAAAAUACAUUGUUUUCAUGACAUGAAUGAAGCUCCUGACGACUUAAUGACAACACUACACUGUGUACUGAACUGAUGACCAACACCUCUGGUGCCACCGACCAGUUUCAUUCAAGAAGGUAUUUGUUACAGGUAUUUGUUGUCGAAAUACGUUUAGAUAAAUACAGUAUAUGUCAUGCUUUUUAGACAAAAUCCUUUAUGACUACUGAGAGGUGAGAAAUGACUGACUCCGACUAUUCCAAUCAGGUUUGAUUUAAAAAGAAAUAAACAAACAAAUGAAGCUGAUUUCAUCCUCCUUGUUCUCCGUCGAUCUGUGUUUCUGUUGUUUUUAAGAACUGUCCCUAUCCAAUUGGAUUUGUCAGUUUUUUUUAGUGCCUUGAAAUUUUAUUCACGACAAUGGUGGAAAAAAAACAAACCACUUUUGCAAAAAAAAAGAAGCCAUUAUUUGUAGUUUUUUUUAAGAAGUGCAACAAAUAAAGAUUGUCUGUAACUCAAA